UCUCGGCGCCUCAGGUCCCUGAAAACCUUUGUGCCUCAAAAUUUCACAGAAUUUGAUGAAACUGAAAGAGACAAGCUACAACCACCGACCACCUAAACUCGGUUCCUCGCUCCACGCCUCACGCUCUUCUCUCCUACAGACCUCAACACUCGCCAUUUCUGUGUCUUUCUACAACCUCGCACGUGUAUCGAGAAUUUCGCAUCCCAUAAUCUGAAUUUGAUGCCUUUCAAGGACGGUUAUUCAACUGCUUGCCGUUUCGUCAGUAAUUCCCGUGUGCUACGCUUUACAGAACUUUUUUGCUUAUUCAAAUUCCAACGUCUAAAGAUAAUACACGAGUGCAGUUUUUCAGUGAGAGAGAGUAUGAUCAUUUCCUGCCACAAGAACAUCAGCAAGUUCUAGCCUUUGGUGUUUGCAGGCCGCAGUUGGGGCGGUUUUUGAGAUAGGUUUGUAAUAAAUUAGUCGAGAUCUGGGUUGCUUCGAAGUCUAUAGACAGAUAUGGAGCCUCCAAAAGGGUUUUUGGCUUCUUUGUGGAACCUUAUUCGCUUUCUCCCUUUCUUCAUUGGGCUUCUACUUCUGGGUACUACUAAAGGUAUCAUUUUCUGCCCAUUGGUAUGCCUUAUCAUGGCAAUUGGAAACUCUGCUAUCAUAUUAGGUCUUUGGCCAUUCCAUAGUUUUUGGACGUAUUAUUCAAUUAUAAGAGCUAAACAAUUAGGGCCACUUCUGAAGAUUGUUCUCUGUGUAUUUCUGCCAGUUCCCUUGAUACUGUGGCCGGUUCUCAGCAUUGUUGGAAGUAUUGUGGGUGGUGCACUGUAUGGUUUUCUUUCACCAGUAUUUGCCACUUUUGAUGCAGUUGGAGAAGGGAAGACUAAGGAGCUUUACCACUGUUUUGUUGAUGGAACUUGGGACACUGUUAAAAAGAGUUGCACUAUUGUCCGUGAUUUUGGAGAUGUUUGUUAUCAUUCUUAUUUAUCAUAUAUGGAUGACCUACAACGACAACAACCUCCUGAUAGGAAAUAUUAUGAGAUCAGAUUGCUUUACCUUGCAGGUGCUAUUAUUGCUGGUUUACUUGGUGUCAUGCUCGACUUUCCACUUAUUUCAUUUGUUGCCCUCUACAAAAGCCCAUACAUGCUCUUUAAGGGGUGGCAUCGUCUGAUUCAUGACCUCAUAGGACGGGAAGGCCCAUUCUUGGAGACAAUAUGUGUACCAUUUGCAGGUCUUGCUAUCCUUCUCUGGCCAUUGGCUGUUGUUGGAGCAGUUUUGGGCUCCAUGGUAUCCAGCAUCUUCCUUGGUGCUUAUGCAGGCGUGGUUGUUUAUCAGGAUUCCUCAUUUUGGUUCGGGCUUUGCUAUAUUGUCGCAUCUUGGGCUAUUUAUGAUGAAUACAGCAAUGACAUCUUAGACAUGUCAGAAGGAUCUUGCUUUCCGAGGCCGAAGUACCGAAAAGCUGAACUGACAAAGAGCACAUCUCGUGCACCCUCUUUUUCAAGGCCUAGUUCUUUUCAAAAUCGACUCAAGCGCACAGAGUCUCUUACACCUAUGCUUGAUCUAAAACCAUUUGCGGUGCUUGAUGCCUUAUUUAAGGAGUGUCAACGCCAUGGGGAGCAUUUUCUUUAUGAAGGAUUAAUAACACCAAAAGACAUUGAAGAUGCCAAGGCUAACAAGGGUGGCACUGUGGUUAGCAUUGGCUUGCCAGCUUAUUGCCUUCUUCAGGCGCUCCUGCGCUCUGUGAAAGCCAAUUCUGAGGGUAUUUUGUUGAGCGACAAUAUGACUGAGUUGACAAGCUCAAACAAACCAAAAGAGGCCUUCUUUGAUUGGUUUUUUAACCCCUUUAUAAUAAUGAAAGACCAGAUUAAAGUACUACACCUUUCCGAUGAAGAAGAGGAUUAUCUCUGCAAACUAGUAUUGUUGAACGGCGACCCCAUGAAGUUGAAAAGUGUAAAUAUUGGUCCAGCACCAGAUUCUGAACGUAAACGAGCUGAACUUGAUGCACUAGCUCGAAGGCUUCAAGGGAUUACUAAAUCUGUAUCAAGAUAUCCUACAUCAAGACGUCAUUUCCAAAAUCUUGUCAAGACAUUAUCAGAAGAUCUGGCGAAGAAGAAUCGUGACAACAAGUCAAGCAAUGCAACCCGAGCAUUUUCAAGAUCAAGAAGUGCCUUUGCUGUCUUCCAAAGAUCUUUUAAAAAUAGAUCAAGCUACAAUAGUUCUGAUCAAACGUCACAAGCAGUUGAAAGGGAUAUGGAAAUUGUAUGACAAUAGGUGUUAGUAGAGGAACAGAAACCAUCUCAUUUUUAAUUUGUUUUUGCUAAGUGUAAUUUAUUAUUUUAAUCAUCUUGGUU
Hevea brasiliensis (rubber tree) is the source of this 2333-nucleotide messenger RNA. RefSeq lists its product as uncharacterized. The record is from RefSeq and is a predicted model, not a curated record. The coding region runs from base 496 to 2247 and encodes 583 amino acids. NCBI's taxonomy places the organism in Eukaryota, Viridiplantae, Streptophyta, Magnoliopsida, Malpighiales, Euphorbiaceae. The transcript is spliced from 11 exons.